Molecule: messenger RNA, 492 nt
Organism: Dictyostelium discoideum AX4
Lineage: Eukaryota; Evosea; Eumycetozoa; Dictyosteliales; Dictyosteliaceae
Gene: gcvH5
Product: glycine cleavage system H-protein
Exons: 1
Coding region: 1-492 (163 amino acids)
Biological process (GO): glycine decarboxylation via glycine cleavage system
Cellular component (GO): glycine cleavage complex; mitochondrion
Source: RefSeq, a predicted model, not a curated record
AUGUUUUUGUUCAAAACAACAAAUAAUUUAAGAAAAAGUCUUUCAAAUAAAUUUUUUUGUACAAGAUAUUCAAAAAAUCAUUUAUGGAUUUCAAUUAAUAAUAAUAAUAAUAGUAAUAAUAAUAAUAAUAAUAAUAAUAAUAUUAUUAUUGGUACAUUAGGAUUAACAGAGAAUGGCCCAAUUAAUAAAUUUGAUGAUGUUUUAUAUAUCAAAUUUCCAAUAAUAAAAGAUGAAAAUCAAGUUGAUGAUGAACCAUUAACCAUUUCUUUAGAUACAAUUUCUGACCAAAUUCUUUUAAAUUCACCAAUAAGAAAUUGUAAAUUGAUUUCAAUUAAUCAAGAUGUACUCGAUUAUCCAAAUUAUAUAAAUUCAUCACCAAUGUCAAAGGGUUGGUUAUGUAAAAUAAAAUUUUCAAAUAUAAAUGAUUUUAAUAGUUUAAUGAAUAAAAAUGAAUAUGAUAAUUAUUGUAAAAAUAAAAUAAUUAAAAUUUAA